Cucumis sativus (cucumber) is the source of this 1570-nucleotide messenger RNA. RefSeq names its product mitochondrial outer membrane protein porin 4. The transcript has 7 exons. Gene Ontology annotation, molecular function: voltage-gated monoatomic anion channel activity. Lineage: Eukaryota; Viridiplantae; Streptophyta; Magnoliopsida; Cucurbitales; Cucurbitaceae. The coding region runs from base 188 to 1018 and encodes 276 amino acids. The record is from RefSeq and is a predicted model, not a curated record. Gene Ontology annotation, biological process: monoatomic anion transmembrane transport. Gene Ontology annotation, cellular component: mitochondrial outer membrane.
GUGGCGAAGCAAUCAAUACUCAAAAUUGGACGAGCGCCAACCUGGCAUCCUCCUCGUCGCCCAUUGCUUGAUACCUCAUAUUCUCUAGGGCUUUCAGGACUCUGGCCUUGUCGGCGAUUCCUGCUCCGAAACCCUUUUCGAUUAAUUCGCGGCAGGAACGUACGAACUUUGACUAUUUCGUGGAAUCAUGGGCAGUUCUCCACCGCCGUUUUCAGAUAUUGGCAAAAAGGCCAGAGACCUCUUAACCAAAGACUACAACUUUGAUCACAAGUUUACCCUGUUGCUGCCGAACUCCGAUGGAAUGGGACUAACUGCAACCGGUUUGAAGCGGGAUCAAAUUUUUAUUGGUGAUAUCAGUACCCUGUACAAGAGUGGAAAGACAACCGUCGAUGUGAAAAUUGAUACGUAUUCAAACGUUUCUACAAAAGUGACCGUGACUGAUAUUUUACCAACUACCAAGGCCACGCUUAGCUUCAGAGUACCUGAUCACAAGUCGGGCAAGCUGGACGUUCAGUACUUCCACCCUCAUGCAGCUAUUGAUUCCAGUAUUGGUCUCCACCCUAGUCCACUUUUGGAAUUUUCAGCUGCAAUCGGUAGCAAGAAUUGUAGUUUAGGUGGUGAUGUGGGAUUUGAUACUACUUCUGCUUCAUUCACAAAAUACAAUGCCGGAAUCAGCUUGAAUAAGUCAGACUUUUCUGCGGCUCUUAUGCUAACUGACAAAGGACAGGCUCUGAAGGCAUCUUAUGUUCAUUCAUUGGAUCCUCUUAAUGAGACUAUGGUAGCCGCUGAAAUGACUCACAAGUUCUCCACCUCUGAAAACUCCUUUACCAUUGGAAGUUCUCAUGUUCUGGAUCCAGUUACGCUCAUGAAAACACGAUUCUCCGACAAAGGAAAAGCUGCUAUGCUUUUCCAGCGACAAUGGAGGCCAAAAUCUUUGGUGACUCUGUCAGCUGAGUACGACUCAAAAGCUAUUGAUUCAUCUCCCAAGAUAGGCCUUGCUAUUGCUCUGAAGCCUUGAGAUCUAAAGAACCAUUCAAGUGAAAUUGAACAUCCAUAUCCAUAACUUUGGUGUCGUUAUAAUUUCCCCCAAAAGUAUUCAAUAUUCAUUGUGGAAUUUCACAGUUUAUGUUUGGAAGAGGAGGUUUUCUUCCAUGUAAUUCAUGAGAUAUUAUUUCGAGGCACAACUAGGAUUAGAGGAACCAAUUUUGGAAAAAGAAAAAAAAAAAAAAAGGGAAUAUUGAGGAGCAACAUUUUGCUUGCUAAGCCCAUGUUGCCAUUCACUUUGAUAUCACAUAAGUGGUAAAGAGAGCGACAGUUCUCUCCAGCUUCAGGUUGCUUUCAAAACCAUGAAAUUUCAUUUGGUUUUUGUAUUAUUCUUGUAUCGUUCAAAUUUUCAUUUUUUAAUGUCGGGAAUAAUGUGAACAUCCAAUGGGUUCAUCAUCCACUUCUUCCUUCUCAUAAUUGUGCUCUACUCCACACAUCACUAUGGAUGUUUUUCUUGGUCUCCACCAUCCAAGUUCAUAGUUCCAUAGUAUGGUGGGGUAAAAAUUAAUAAAAGAAUCUUGUUAUA